CAGCUACCUUCCCCUUAGUGAGUCUUUGGGAGGUUUCCCCAAUUACGUCAAAGUCAAAGCUCCGCCCACUCCGGGGCGGACCCACACCCGGAAGCUCAGGCGGAGCUGACCGCAGCUGUGGAGUGCGCGGGCGGCACAUGGAGCGAGAACCGGGAUUGGGGGAGGUGGCUCCUGCCCCUGCCGGAUCACCAGCCGUGACCGUAACCUUGCUCCUGAGCUGGGGGGCAAAUAGCUACGGGCAGCUUGGCCUGGGCCAUAAAGAGGAUGUGCUUGAGCCCCAACGACUGAAUGAUUUCUGUGACCCCAAACAUAUAAGGAUGCUGACAGGAGGAGGGGGACACUCAGCUGUGGUCACAGAUGGAGGGGAACUUUUUGUUUGUGGCCUGAACAAAGAUGGGCAGUUGGGACUUGGUCACACUGAAGAUGUUCUGUCUUUUACCCCUUGCACCCUACUGGCUGACUGUCCUGUCCUUCAAGUGGCUUGUGGCUGGGAUUUUACAAUUUUGCUCACAGGAAAUGGACAGGUUCUGUCCUGUGGCUCAAAUGCAUUUGGUCAGUUGGGCCUUCCUCCAGGGGCCAGAAGACAAGUGACCCCCCAAGUCAUAGAGCUCCUGAGUGAGAAGGUCGUGUGUAUUGCAGCUGGAAUGCGGCAUGCUCUAGCCGUUACAGAGAGUGGCCUGGUAUUCCAGUGGGGCACAGGCAUGGCAUCACCAGGGCGGCGGGCAUGCCCAGAGAAGCCUCUCCCAUCAUUUCUGACAGCUAAGGAACCUUGCAGAGUGACAGGUUUGGAAAAUUUAAAAGUGAAGACAGUGGUUACUGGUUCUUGCCAUUCAGCAUCGUUAACAGAUGAAGGAGAAUUGUACGUUUGGGGGAGUAACAAACAUGGACAGCUAGUGAGUCCAGCUACUUUUCUUCCCAAGCCCCAGAAAAUAGAAGCCAGCUGUUUCCAGAAUGAAAAGGUCGCCAUGGUGUGGAGUGGAUGGACACACUUGGUUGCCCAGACAGAGACCGGCAAGGUGUUUACCUGGGGCCGUGCUGACUAUGGUCAACUUGGGAGGAAAGUGGAGGUGGACCAGAAAUGUAAAGGAGAACAUGAAUUAUCCCUGUCCUGCACCAGAGCGCUGACCGCCAUUCCUUCUUCCCUUCCUUCCUUAGUAGGAGCGACUCAGGUAGUAUGUGGGUCUGAGCAUAACCUGGCUGUGGUAGGAAGCAUGUGUUAUUCCUGGGGCUGGAAUGAGCAUGGCAUGUGUGGAGAUGGCACCGAAGCCAACGUCUGGGCCCCGAAGCUAGUGGAAUCUCCAAGUUUAGCCCUGUGGCUACGUGUGGGUUGUGGUGCUGGUCAUUCUCUUGCUCUUGGCCAGAGCCCAGCUUCCCUAUCAUUGUGCUGGAACCCCUCAGGAUCCAGAAUCAAGCCAGAUCCCCUGGAGAACUCACAGCAAGAAGAAACAAAGGAAAGAAGCAUAAACAUUAUUCGCACACCAAGUAUAUCUUGAAGUAGGGAGUUUUGUGUUUAAAGGGCCUUUUAAUAAAAUUGAUUUGGACAGUUA
This is a messenger RNA of Monodelphis domestica (gray short-tailed opossum), 1547 nucleotides long. RefSeq names its product secretion regulating guanine nucleotide exchange factor (gene SERGEF). The record is from RefSeq and is a predicted model, not a curated record. Lineage: Eukaryota; Metazoa; Chordata; Mammalia; Didelphimorphia; Didelphidae.